AUGGCGCCCCUGAUCCAGAGAUCGGGCACGGCCCCGCCGCCCACCGCCGACCUCCGUCGCCGAACCCCGACGCCGCCCAGUUCUGCUCCGCCGUCGUCGGCGCCCGCCUCCUCAACCCUCCUCCCCGCCGGACUGCCCCGAGCCCGAAGCCGCUACGGACCCGAAACUCGACGUCGCGUCGCCAUCACCGUCGCCUGGAGGAACACCUCGCCGGAGCCCCGCGCUGCCUCGACUCCGUCGCCGCACGUCGUCCACGUCCUCCCCCUCGACGGAUUUCCCCGCGCCUCGUCGGCGAACCCCUGCAUCGGGGGUAUGGAACCCCAUCUUCCCCUGUUUCCUCUGUCCGCGUCGCGUACCGCCGGCCCCGCCCCGCGCCUGCUCGCUCUGCCGCACGCGCCUCGGCCUGCCUUGGCCGCGCGCCCCAUGCACCAGGCCGCGCCUUCCCUGCAUCUACUGCUGCUACCGCCGUUCGUCCCGCCCCGGGCCACUCCGCGCUCGCCUUGGCCCCCCGUCCCUCUCCCCGCGAUGCCUCUUCCCCCCUUCCGGCGCUCGCCUCCGGCCGCCGUGCCGCGGUGCUGGUCGCCGCUGCCGGCCGCACCGUCGCCGUCGCCUUGUGCCCGUUCGGGCGACUCCGCCCCCCGCUUCGCCCAGCGCCCGCUAAGGAUAGCAGGGCCAAUGCCAAAGGGGCCCCACCGGCCCCUUUUCCUAUAG
Molecule: messenger RNA, 711 nt
Organism: Aegilops tauschii subsp. strangulata
Lineage: Eukaryota; Viridiplantae; Streptophyta; Magnoliopsida; Poales; Poaceae
Source: RefSeq, a predicted model, not a curated record